Molecule: messenger RNA, 336 nt
Organism: Suillus bovinus
Lineage: Eukaryota; Fungi; Basidiomycota; Agaricomycetes; Boletales; Suillaceae
Exons: 2
Molecular function (GO): nucleic acid binding
Source: RefSeq, a predicted model, not a curated record
CUAGGAAUGAUCGAGGAACACAUGGUGUACAAGGCAGAGAUUGUAGGAAUGAUUUUGGCGGUACAGAUACUAAAGGAGGAGAGAGGUCAAAGGGGAGGCACUAUGUCACUGGGAGUGAACAACCAGGCAGUGAUCCAAGCCACCAUCACAUUUCAGUCCCAGCCAGGACACUACCUGGUGGACAAAACACUCACAAGCAAGGACAACAACCAGCUUAUCAUAAGAUGGUCCCCAGGGCAUGUAGGAAUUAAAGGGAAUGAAGCAGCUGAUAAAGAGGCCAAGAAAGCAGCAUUAGGAGAUUUGUCAAGUGCACAAGAGCUGCCCAAAUCACUUCAA